AUGACUAAAUACAUAGAAGCUGCCGAGAAAUGUUUGGUUGAAUAUAGGGUCGAUCGGCCUAGUAUGGGAGACGUGUUGUGGAACUUGGAGUAUUCUUUGCAACUUCAAAAAGCCUCAUCCCAAGGAACGAAUGACGGAGAAAAUAAGGCAUUAGCCACCACAGCCUCUCCUCAUAUAGUCUCUCCGGCCGCUUCUAUUGUAGACAAUCAGCCCCUUUCUCUACCCGUGGAAAGUAACAACCCUGCUGAAGUCACUGAGCACUCAAGAAUGGCAAUGUUUGCGCAAUUUGCGUCACUUAGUGGGCGAUAA
This is a messenger RNA of Fraxinus pennsylvanica, 309 nucleotides long. The record is from the annotation of a GenBank genome assembly. Lineage: Eukaryota; Viridiplantae; Streptophyta; Magnoliopsida; Lamiales; Oleaceae.